AAGGGGGCGUUGUGAGAGAUGUUCAUUAAAUCUUCUUACCUGCCUUCAUUCAUUGCUCACUCCUUCACUUCUCUACCAUUUCAGCCCUUUAAAUUCACUUCCUUCUCCACCUCCUCCAACACCUGCUAAUCAGGCAACAAAUGGCUCAAAUUCUACCAAAUUUCUCCAGCUCUGUGAAGCUCAAGUAUGUCAAACUCGGCUACCAAUACCUCGUCAACCACAUUCUUACCUUCUUGCUCAUUCCAAUCAUGCUUGGAGUGUUCCUGGAAAUCCUCCGUUUGGGCCCUGAAGAGAUCCUUCUCCUCUGGAAUUUUCUCCACUUCGACCUCGUCCAGGUUCUUUGCUCCUCGUUUCUCGUCAUUUUCAUCGCCACCGUCUACGUCAUGUCCAAGCCCCGAUCCAUUUAUCUCGUUGAUUACUCCUGUUAUAAGCCUCCUGUCACCUGUCGGGUCCCUUUCUCCACGUUCAUGGAGCAUUCCAGGCUGAUUCUCAAGGACAAUCCCAAGAGCGUAGACUUCCAAAUGCGGAUUCUUGAAAGAUCUGGCUUGGGGGAAGAAACCUGUCUCCCACCAGCUAUACACUAUAUUCCUCCCACGCCGACGAUGGAGGCCGCCAGGGGUGAGGCUGAGGUCGUGAUUUUCUCCACCAUUGAUUCUUUGAUGGAGAAGACGGGAAUCAGGCCCAAAGACAUUGAUAUUCUUAUAGUUAAUUGCAGCCUGUUUUCUCCUACUCCGUCGCUUUCAGCUAUGGUGGUGAACAAGUACAAGUUGAGGAGUAAUAUAAAGAGUUUCAAUCUGUCCGGCAUGGGCUGCAGUGCUGGGUUGAUUUCCAUCGAUUUAGCCAGGGAUUUGCUCCAGGUUCACCCCAAUUCUAACGCGCUGGUUAUCAGCACUGAAAUUAUUACUCCCAACUACUACAAGGGCUCGGAGCGGGCUAUGCUCCUCCCCAACUGCCUCUUCCGCAUGGGCGCCGCCGCCAUUCUCCUCUCCAACAAGCGGCGGGACAGCGCCCGAGCCAAGUACAAACUAGUUCACGUCGUUCGGACCCACAAAGGGGCCGAUGACAAGGCUUACAGAUGCGUGUACGAGCAAGAAGACCCGGAAGGAAAAGUGGGCAUAAACCUGUCGAAAGACCUGAUGGUGAUCGCCGGAGAAGCCCUGAAAUCGAACAUCACAACCAUCGGCCCGUUGGUCCUCCCAGCUUCCGAGCAACUCCUCUUUCUCUUCACACUGAUCGGCCGGAAAAUGUUCAACCCCAAAUGGAAACCUUAUAUCCCUGACUUCAAACAAGCCUUCGAGCACUUCUGCAUCCACGCCGGCGGCCGGGCAGUCAUCGACGAGCUCCAGAAGAACCUCCAGCUUUCUGCUGAGCACGUGGAGGCAUCCAGAAUGACGCUCCACCGCUUCGGCAACACGUCAUCAUCUUCGCUUUGGUAUGAAAUGAGUUACAUCGAGGCGAAAGGGAGGAUGAAGAAGGGCGAUAGGGUGUGGCAGAUUGCUUUCGGGAGUGGAUUCAAAUGUAACAGUGCGGUCUGGAAGUGUAACAGGACCAUCAAGACGCCGACAGACGGGCCCUGGCAAGACUGCAUUGAUAGGUACCCGGUGCACAUCCCAGAAAUUGUGAAGCUCUGAUGAUUCCAUGUAUACAUAAACAGAGCUACACAUACACAUACAUAUAUAUAUGUAUUCAUAAGCUGAAACCUGGUGUUUUUCAAAUUGUUCAUGUUUCCUGGUAAUUCAGCAGUAGAUUUUCCAGGUUUUUUUUUUUUUCUUUUUCUUUGAUGAAAUUAAUGUGUUUGCAGAAAGUAUACCUAAAUCUAUAUCUAUAUAUGCAUGCAUUUACUCCAGGACUGCAUGAGCAGGUCUGAGACAUACAUCUCUAAUUUACUUGUAAUUUUUCUGGUAAACGUCGAGAUUGGUUAAUUAUAACUUAUACCUUCA
This is a messenger RNA of Sesamum indicum (sesame), 1940 nucleotides long. Its product is annotated as 3-ketoacyl-CoA synthase 6. Gene Ontology annotation, cellular component: membrane. Gene Ontology annotation, molecular function: acyltransferase activity, transferring groups other than amino-acyl groups. Lineage: Eukaryota; Viridiplantae; Streptophyta; Magnoliopsida; Lamiales; Pedaliaceae. Gene Ontology annotation, biological process: fatty acid biosynthetic process. The record is from RefSeq and is a predicted model, not a curated record.